Mesorhabditis belari is the source of this 683-nucleotide messenger RNA. The record is from the annotation of a GenBank genome assembly. Lineage: Eukaryota; Metazoa; Nematoda; Chromadorea; Rhabditida; Rhabditidae.
AUGCGUCUGACUGCAAUGCCCCUUCACGAUGCUACAAGAGAUCUCAUUCUUCUCAAUCAACAACGUCUUUCCGAUGUUGAGCUGAACCUCCAACUCGAGGCCAACAAUGAACAACUUGAAAUUUUGGCGAAAGAUCUUGAGCUAGAAAAAGGGAAAACCGAUGCUCUGCUGUCUGAAAUGUUACCAGCAUCAGUGGCUCAGCAAUUGAAGAGUGGAAUGAGUGUGGAUGCAAGAGAAUACCAAGAAGCGACGGUGAUGUUCUGUGAUGUGCCCUCAUUUCAACAAAUCGUUCCCCAUUGUGCUCCGAAAGAUGUGGUGAUGUUGUUGAAUGAUCUCUUCACGAAAUUCGAUCGAUUGGUCAUCUUGCAAAAGGCCUACAAAGUGGAGACAGUUGGUGACAGUUAUAUGUCGGUUGGUGGAAUCCCGGAGAUCGUCGAGGCUCAUUGUGAGAUCAUUUGCCAUCUCGCGCUCGGCAUGCUGUACGAGGCAAGGAAUGUCACUGAUCCAGUUUCCGGUAAACCAUUAAAAAUCAGAGCUGGGAUUCACUCUGGUCCCGUUGUGGCUGGAGUUGUUGGUGCUAAAAUGCCAAGAUAUUGUCUAUUUGGAGACACAGUAAAUACAGCUUCUCGAAUGGAAUCGCACAGUCCAGUCGGGAGAAUUCAUUGCAGUGAGAGUGCUGUGAA